Babesia sp. Xinjiang is the source of this 648-nucleotide messenger RNA. Its product is annotated as UMP-CMP kinase. Bases 1 to 648 code for a protein of 215 amino acids. Gene Ontology annotation, molecular function: ATP binding; UMP kinase activity. Gene Ontology annotation, biological process: UDP biosynthetic process; CDP biosynthetic process. The record is from RefSeq and is a predicted model, not a curated record. Gene Ontology annotation, cellular component: cytoplasm; nucleus. Lineage: Eukaryota; Apicomplexa; Aconoidasida; Piroplasmida; Babesiidae. The transcript has a single exon.
AUGUCACUUAGGCAGAAGAUUGUGAGUCUGUGUGUGGAUAACGAUCAUGUUCUGCAGAUAACCAUAGCCGGCCCCCCGGGGUCCGGAAAGAGCACAAUGUCUCAGAGAAUGGUUAUGAACUACGGAUUCAAGCACGUAUCUGCCGGUGAAUGUCUGAGGGAAGAAAUGUCAAAUCCUAAUUCAAAGAAUCAACAAUUAAUUCGCAGCUACAUCGAUGCGGGAAAGGUGAUACCCGUGGAGGUCACAAUCGAACUGCUCAUCAAAAAGAUCGAGUCGUUAGGUUGGGGGCGCGAUGUCGUUAUUGUUGACGGAUUCCCGAGAAAUGCCGAUAAUGUAAAAGGGUGGGCAGAGAGACUAUCCGAACGUACUGAGUUAAUACACAUGUUGGCAUUAAAUUGCCCUAUAGAAGUAUGCCGUCAGAGAAUACUAGGACGAGCAAACGAGUGUGAGCGUACCGAUAAUGCAUCUGUAGCCAUAGAUAAUAGAAUGAAGGUUUUCUUCGACGAUACGAUACCCAUCAUGUAUUGCAUGAUGAUGGCUGGCAAAUGUACAGUUUUAGAUGCAUCAGGCACCAAGGAAGAGGUAUGGAAUCAGAUAACACAGGCACUCACGAAGUUAGGGUUCCAACCUAAGCAGAAAGAUAGUUAA